Messenger RNA from Nanorana parkeri, 2363 nucleotides. RefSeq names its product plexin domain containing 2 (gene PLXDC2). The record is from RefSeq and is a predicted model, not a curated record. Bases 635 to 2194 code for a protein of 519 amino acids. The transcript is spliced from 14 exons. NCBI's taxonomy places the organism in Eukaryota, Metazoa, Chordata, Amphibia, Anura, Dicroglossidae.
AAGGGGGGCUGACGAAGACUCGGCUUGUCCAAAAACUCCUUCUUCUCCAAUGGUAGUGCCUGUCGGAAAGUAAGAGCGCUUUAACUCAUUCUACCCCCCCACCUUUUUCAGAACUCUGUGACACUGCUUGUGACAUCUGCCUGCCUGGAAUUUACUCAUGUGUAUGCUAUGAGAUGAGAAUUCAUUUAACAAUUGUGUUUUUCUCUACGGCUCGCUUUUCAUGACAGACCCUCAAAGUCUUCGACUUGUUGCCGAAGACCCCCGACACCUUCUUGCAGCCUGGAGGUGUCUUGUGAAAAGUUCCCAGCAGGCGUUUAAUUGCUUUUCAUUCAUUGUUUGGUUUUGACAGUUGCCACGGGGUAAUUUGUGAUCAGGAUAAAAGGACACUAAAAGGAGUUUCUUUCUUCAUUUUUUUUUUGCCCUUUCACUCUCUAAGCAUCAGGAUUGUGUCUGGACAAGUUAAGCCUGUCUCAGAAAUGAUGAUGUUCCUUUUCACGUUUGCCCUUGAUAUUUGGUUGUAGAACUUUCCUUGAAGUGUUCCCAUUGGAUGUAAUCGGGAGUUUGGCCGCAGGAAAAAUUGUCACCGUUUUCUAAGCUCUGACUCCUAGGAAGGAGGUUUGAUUAUAUCUGAGUUAUGGGCCGGAUUAAGAAGACCAAGUUGGCUUUUGGAGUUUUAUUAGUUUUCAAAUUGUUGGUGGAUUGGUGUCAGUUUGCAGCUGGAGAACUGGAGCAAGAUGCAUCUUAUUCCAUUAGUCCGCCCAUAUCCAGAGUUGAUGAAAGUGUUUCAGUGGAUUUGCACCUGUCCAGGCACAGAUGGAGGAGGCAUUCUGUGGACACAAACCGUCCCAGCCUUGGCCAUGACUUCUCUGAAGCUGCAGGUCUUUCAGAUUUGUUUUUGGAUGACGGGAAUGAUAAUGGAACAGAUAUUGAGGAGGAUAUGGAUCAUAAGUAUUACUCCUCCAGAAUAUUUGGUCCAUUGGACCCAGCCAGCCGAGAUUUAUGGGUCAACAUUGAUGAAAUGGAAAAAGAGAAGGUCAAGAUUCAUGGAAUUCUUUCCAAUACACAUCGGCAAGCAGCUAGAGUGAACCUGUCAUUUGAUUUUCCAUUCUACGGACAUUUCCUGCGUGAGAUAACCGUGGCGACUGGGGGUUUUAUCUAUACGGGGGAAGUCGUGCAUCGGAUGCUCACAGCAACACAAUAUAUUGCUCCCUUGAUGGCCAAUUUUGAUCCGAGCGUGUCCCGGAAUUCUACCGUCAGAUACUUUGACAGCGGCACGGCACUAGUAGUCCAAUGGGAUCACGUUCACUUACAAGAGAAUUUCAGCCUUGGAAGCUUCACAUUCCAGGCCACCUUAAUCAACGACGGUCGGAUAGUGUUUGGAUACAAGGAAAUCCCAGUACCGGUUAUGGAGAUAAGCUCCACCAAUCACCCUGUGAAAGUGGGGGUGUCAGACGCCUUCGUGGUGGUGCACAAGAUUCAGCAGAUUCCAAAUGUUCGCAGGAGAACCAUUUUUGAGUAUCACAGAGUGGAGUUGGAAAUGUCCAAGAUUACUAACUGCUCAGCGGUGGAAAUGUUACCUCUUCCAACUUGUCUCCAGUUUAGCAGCUGUGGUACCUGUGUCAGAUCCCAGAUCGGCUUCAACUGCAGCUGGUGCAAUAAUCUCCAAAGAUGUUCAAGUGGAUUUGAUCGCCACCGGCAAGACUGGGUAGAAAACGGUUGCCCAGAAGAGUCAAAAGAUAAAGUAUGUGAAGACUUCUUCCCCACCACCCAAAUACCACAUCACACCACUUCUAAAAUUCAUGGCACCACCUACAGACAUUUUACUACAACUGCUAAACUAGCGACGUCACAUCUGCCAAGCAGCCUCCCAACAGAAGAUGAUACAAAGAUUGCGCUGCACCUCAAAGACAAUGGAGCCUCGACAGAUGACAGCGCGGAGGAGAAGUCGCACGGCGCGCUGCACACGGGAUUAAUUAUAGGGAUACUCGUCCUGGUCCUCGUUGUUGCUGCUGCCAUCCUCGUAACAAUUUACAUGUACCACCACCCGACAUCAUCUGCUAGUCUCUUUUUUAUUGAGAGACGUCCCAGCCGCUGGCCAGCUAUGAAGUUCCGGAGAGGAUCCGGACACCCCGCUUAUGCUGAAGUAGAACCCGUCGGCGAAAAAGAAGGCUUCAUUGUAUCAGAGCAAUGCUGAGUCCUUUUAUUGUGGAACAUUUGCAUCAGUACUGGUUUCUGGUGUCAGACCCGUGAAUUUUACAUAUAUUUUCCAGGAAAACAAAAGUGCUGUGAGCUACCUAUCCGGAGACAGAAAGAGAGCUUCUCAUGGUCAACGAUCACGAAGAAAGAUUUCUUCACUCUGAAAU